GGUGAAAACAAAAGACAUAUAGCGGCUUCACCUUCCCUCCUGCUCUUCCAAGCUUGUUUUCUAACUUGAAAAAUUCACUUUUUUUUUACACAGCUUAAAGUGUGCUAUUAGCUAUUAGGUAAUCGUCUGUCUCAUGCUUAAUAUUAGAGCAAGAAAUCUGAGGGUCAAUAAAUUUUCUUUUUCUUUUUCUUUUCACCACCAGCAUGCAAGUGUUCAGAAAUGCUGUCUUUUCCAAAACUAUAAACGGAAGCCCUUUUCUCUCUAGUGUUAGACAUGCACGCUUCCUCUCCAGUAGUCCCGUACGAUGGGAACAAGAAAAAAAGAACAAAAUUGAAGGCUUCCCCUGGUUAUUGAAUAAGGAUAAACCUCGAAUUACCGAGUAUCCCUAUGAAAGAGCACCUUCUGACUGGAGUUUCUUAAAUUUAUUACCUAAUGGGCUUCAGCGUGCUUUAGGAAAAUGGUUGGGCACACGCGUAUUACAGUUAAAUACAGGCCACGAUAACUUUCCAGACCAAUUUCUUGUAGGAGCUAGCUUAGCUACCCGCAAAGCACUUUCAUUACUGUCUCAACAAUUGAACCAUCCUGAAAACAAACAUGAAGAACUACAGCAUAUUUUGGGACCAGAUCUUUUGGAUCGCUUUUUAAAGGCAGCACCUUCAGAUGCAAACAUUAAUAUAGAUAUACCUCAAAUAUACGAUGUUAAUUUGGGUGACAUUUGGAUCACUUUGGGCAACCCAGCUGCAUUUUCAGAUGAACGCAAAUACGAAGUCUUGAGAUGGAUGACAGUUCAAGUUGGAUUACACAAAGCAGCCGUCAAUGAAAACGAGGAGUCCUUUCAAGAAUACCGAGAGCGUGUCUCGAAAAGCAUUUUAGAGGGUGUACAAGUUGGUGUUGAUGUCUUGAUUGAUGCAGAUAUUACAUACAAAGUGAGUGAUAAAGACACUGAUGAAAUUACCUUGUAUGAUGAAGGCAGACGUACUCUUCAAGUGAGAUUCGCCACACCUUAUUUUUCACCUGCUAACAAAAUGGUUUCCGGAAGAGAUCCAGAAACACAAGAACCUAUCAAUGACUGGAAUUGGCGUUUAGUGGACAUAGAUCAACUCAUAGAAAAAGAAUCAAUGGAUUCGGCAGGAAUUUAUGAAUAAAAAG
Molecule: messenger RNA, 1149 nt
Organism: Gilbertella persicaria
Lineage: Eukaryota; Fungi; Mucoromycota; Mucoromycetes; Mucorales; Choanephoraceae
Exons: 3
Coding region: 204-1145 (313 amino acids)
Source: RefSeq, a predicted model, not a curated record